AUGUCGGAUGAUAGUGAUACUCCUCUGCAUUUAGUUCAGCAAAAGUUAUUACAAGAUAAAAGUAAUGACAGCAAGCAAGUAAAAGCACAAACAAGCACUAGUAUCAAUAGUUUGUUAGCUGAGCUACAAGCCUCGAGAAGCACUAGUGUCAAUGUUUUGCCAGCUGAGCCAGAAGCCUCAACAAGCACAAGUAAGAAUUGUUUAUCUGAUGCGGCAGAACCGUCAACAAGCACUAGUGUCAAUGUUUUGUUGGCUGAGCAGGAUGCCUCAACAAACACAAGUAUCAAUGUUCUGCCAGCUGAGGCAGAAGCCUCAACAAGCACUAGACUCAAUUUUUUAUCUGAUGAGGCCGAACCUUCAACAAGCACUAGUGUCAAUGUUCUGUCGGCCCGUAAAACUAACUCAGAUUCUUCAUUUAAAACAAUUAUUGUCUCACCAUCAAACAUUUAUCCACUGCCUAAAGCACCUACUGAAACACAGAAACAACGAAGACGCUCUCAGAAAUCGGAACUUAUGACGGAGUCCCCAAUUAAAAAUGCCCUAUUGGAAAAAGAAGAAACUUCGAAGGGAACAUGCAAAAAAGUGAUUUCACAGUGCGACAUGGCGAAUUUCUAUUGGUAUCUAAGACCGUGGGUAGUUGUUUUAAGAUUUUUAGGAUUAUUUCCUUUGGAUAAUGUUACGAAAUCCGAUCCCACGUACCUAUCUUUCGGUACUUUCCAUUUCUCUAACAUUUACUCUUUUUGCGUGUUCAGUACGUGCGUCUUCUUCGUCGUAUAUUUUUCAGAAGUGGCAUUUUGUACGACAAGUCCAGAAGAAAAAUGCAAGCAAAUGGUCUUAGUUGUAACUUCUCUAAGAUCGUUAAUAAGUUUGUAUUUUUACAUAGUGAAAUCCAAACAUUUUCCGAAUUUAAUCAAACUUCUACACUCCUACGAUCAACAAAAAUUUAAUUUUUUUUUGGACGAAAACUCUUCUUGGUUUCGUAAUUUCAUAGUGUGGUGCGUUUUGCCGAUAAUUUGUUCUUUUCUGGUUUUUUUCACUUUCUGUGUCGUGUCUGCAUUAAUUGUUCAAGAUAUACUAAUGGAGUCUAUUAGAUACACAAAGAAAGGUUAUUUAUCCUCUAUGUCUUUCGGAAUUUUAUCCAUGUGGCAUACAUUCCCGAUUUGUUUAUAUUUGUACAAGGCCAUGCGGAUUUGUAGCAAUUUUUCAGAGCUAAACGACAGCUUGAAAAAAAGAAUCAAUAUUAAAAAUUAUACUGAUAACCAAAACCCUAAUAUCGAUUUUGACACUAUAGCUGAAUACAGAUAUCUUCAUAACAUGCUUUCUGAAUGCGUUCAUCAAUUGAGUAUAGCUUACGGAAUGUUUUUGGUAGUUGAUUUACUAGCUGUUAUCUGUGUUUCUGUUAUAAGUAUAGUUCUUUUUGCUUUGGUGGAUAGAAAUAAUAUUUCUAUGCUUAAUUUGUCCGUAUUUUCACUGGCUCUUGCUUUGAUAGGGAUAUUGGUCUCACAGAAAAUCAAAGAAAAAGGCAAUGAAAUAGUGAAUAUAAUACAUCGAAUGCCAACGAAAAAUAUAUCGGAACAAUGUUUAAAAGAACUAAAAAUCUUCAUGGUCCAGAUGUAUGUCAGGCCCAUAGAAAUUUCGGCUUCGGGUUACUUUACACUUGACAAAAGGCAGAUAUUAAACAUUAUAUCCCAAGUCGCUACCUAUUUGAUAAUGGUAUGUCAGCUGGUACAAAACUACAUAACAACGGAACACACUUCUACAACAUACCAGAACAAAACAAUGAAAAAUUAACGAAUUGUUAUAAAACAUAAGAAAACGUAAAAGUGUAUUUUUUAAAAACCUAAAAAUAUCCCAUAAAAUAGUUCAAACUUCUAAGCUAAUCCCACACUCUCUAAUUGUAAGUUAAACAUUCUCGGACUAAAAAUUGUAUCCUAAUAUAAUCCAGGAAAAUGGGACACCUAUAUUUCCAUUAAAACCCAAAAUAUAAUCUAAAUUCUAAAUCAAAAAACAACUCACCUGCGGCGUAUAAGUAUUCAAAAUUUGAUAAGCCUUCAUUAAAUUCAACUUCCCAUGUCCCUGUUCAAACAUAUUCACUCCCGGCAACCUCCUAGCCGACGCCAUCAAAGCCUGUUUCAUGCUAGCAGGAUUAAUAACGUCACCACGAUGUAUCACACCGCUGGCCAAUAAAGUUACAGCUCCUGCUACCACAGGAGACGCUACGCUUGUUCCGGAAAGCGUUCUACAACCCCCUUUGAUGUGGGAACCUUUCACGGCAGA
Molecule: messenger RNA, 2277 nt
Organism: Psylliodes chrysocephalus
Lineage: Eukaryota; Metazoa; Arthropoda; Insecta; Coleoptera; Chrysomelidae
Source: the annotation of a GenBank genome assembly